AUGUCCUCGAACAAUCGCAAGAAGCUUCUUUUAAUGGGCCGUUCUGGUUCCGGAAAAUCCUCAAUGAGAUCCAUUAUUUUUAGCAACUACUCUGCUUUCGAUACUCGUAGGUUAGGAGCCACCAUCGAUGUCGAACAUUCUCAUCUCAGAUUUCUGGGCAACAUGACUUUGAAUCUGUGGGAUUGCGGUGGUCAGGAUGUGUUUAUGGAGAAUUAUUUCUCGCAGCAGAAGGACCACAUUUUCCAGAUGGUCCAAGUACUUAUCCAUGUGUUUGAUGUCGAAUCCCAAGAAGUUAUCAAAGACAUUGAGAUUUUCACUAAGGCCCUGAGCCAGUUAAAGCAGUAUUCAUCGGACGCCAAGAUUUUCGUCCUGCUUCACAAAAUGGACUUGGUCCAGCGAGACAAGAGACAAGAGCUUUUCCAAAUAAUGAUGAGUAAGCUACAAGAGACGUCAUCGGCAUACGGUUUCCCCAACCUCAUUGGGUUCCCUACCUCUAUCUGGGAUGAGAGCCUUUACAAAGCGUGGUCUCAAAUUAUAUGUUCUUUAAUACCAAACAUGGCCACUUAUCAGUCCAAUUUACUAAAGUUGAAGAGUGUGAUGGACGCUAGGGAAAUCAUUCUUUUCGAGCGAGCUACUUUCCUUGUGAUAUGUUCUAGCAAUACGACUACGGGUGAGCUCUUAGACCCAAAGCGGUUUGAGAAAAUUUCUAACAUCAUGAAGAACUUCAAGCAAAGUAGCAUGAAAUUGAAAAGCUCCUUCAAAACAUUGGUGCUGGACAACACUAUAUUUGUGAGUGAACUGUCCUCAAACAUGAUGUGCUUUAUAGUACUGAACAACUCGGACGGUCCACAGGAACUGAUACUUGAAAAUAUAAAAAAGGUAAGGGUACAUUUUCAAUAA
This is a messenger RNA of Lachancea dasiensis, 900 nucleotides long. NCBI's taxonomy places the organism in Eukaryota, Fungi, Ascomycota, Saccharomycetes, Saccharomycetales, Saccharomycetaceae. The record is from the annotation of a GenBank genome assembly.